AAUUGGUUAAGUGUACAUACCUCCUGUCUAAAGCAUGUCGCAUUUAAACCUAUCGUUAUUUUUCAUAGUAUUUAGUAUUAUUAAAAUUGUGUCUCCCUACAAUGAUUUUUUUGACGAGGAAUUAAUGUUAAAACCAUUGUCAAGCAAUCAUGUUUAUGCAUACUUUCAAUUUACCACUUUGUGGGAAGCACCAAAAGAAGCAAAAACACUACAACAUUCCCACUUAUUUCCAAGAGGACUCGGAGAAAUUAUAAGCCGCCACAGUGUAGAUGAAUUACAUCUGACUUUAACCAAAGGCUUGUGGAAUUACCAAAAGUGGGGCUAUCCUUAUCACGAUGCUGGUCCUGGUGCAGAAAUAACCACAUGGUUUAACAAAGAUGUUGUCAAUGUUGACAAUGAGUGGAAAGGCUUGACAAAUGCUUUAGCUGGACUAUUCUGUGCUUCCUUGAAUUUUGUUAAUCCCUCGAACAGUAUGUCUCCUAAGUUCACAUUUCGCCCUACAGGUGUUAUAGAAAAUAAUAACAUUAACUCUACUUAUUUACGAUAUUCGUCGUUACCAAGAGAAAUAGUUUGUACAGAAAAUUUAACACCAUUCAAAAAAUUAUUACCGUGUGAUUCUAAGAAAGGUUUGGCAACAUUGUUGAAUUCUGCGUAUAUUCAUAACACAAACUAUCAUUCCAUUGGAGUACACUUUCGUGUAAUAUGUUCGAAUACAAAAUGCACAAAAACGUCACUGGAAUUACGACAAUCUGUGUCGCUAAUAUAUGAUACUAUGGUAGACGCAUCCCAGGAUUGGUCGGUUAGAAAAUUUUUUGGAAUGGGAAUUAAAGGAGCAUGUCCCCUUGCCACGCUGAGCAAUGUAUAUGUUGAUAUAUCCAAUAACAAUACAAAUCAAGUUUACCGAUUAACACCGCCACCGAGUGCUAAUAUCACUAGUCUUCGCGGAGGACAAGUAAAUAAAAUAGCUGUAUAUGACAUUAGAUCUCAUUCUGCGAAAAGAAUGUUUAAUAUCGGAGUAACGCAUAAAGCUGGUACUAAAGUUGGUUUGAAUUAUCCAUCGAUUAUAUAUGCAAAUAGAUAUAUUAUCGGAUAUGGACAAGAAAGGGGUAGUUUAGUAACAAAGCUUUAUAAUAAUUACUGGCAACCGCUUGAUAUUGUGCUGUUAGAAAAUAUUCCAUGGUAUUUGCCAGUAUAUUUACAUUCUGUUACAAUAACAUGUGGUGGACGGCAAAUUGUUCCGUUGGUUCAACGUUAUCUGCCAGGCAAAGAACGAAAAAGUCCGUACUACUUAGAAAUGAUUUUGCGUUUACCACCGCAAUCAGUAACCAAGUUCUCCAUAGAAAUGGAUUAUUCAUUUCUUAAAUGGCAAGAAUACCCACCGGAUGCUAAUCACGGAUUUUACAUGGGUUCAGCGAUUAUCACAGCGAUACUUCCGAUCGCAAGGAAUUAUACUGCACUACCACUUGAUGGAAGUACUAUAACGUCAAGCUUUAAUGCUUCAAGAAACGGAUACUUGGUACAAUUGAGAACGGAAUCAUUGCUCAUCAGUUUGCCCACACCAGAUUUCAGUAUGCCGUACAAUGUAAUUUGUUUAGCGUGUACAGUAAUCGCUCUUGCGUUCGGACCUCUUCAUAACGUCUCCACCAAAAAAUUAGUUUUAAAGAAAAUCGAAAUGGGUUGGAAAGAGAAAUUAUUCGCUUUCUUAAUGGAAAAAAUUGUAAGAUCUAAGAAGAAA
Molecule: messenger RNA, 1735 nt
Organism: Dufourea novaeangliae
Lineage: Eukaryota; Metazoa; Arthropoda; Insecta; Hymenoptera; Halictidae
Gene: PIG-T
Product: GPI transamidase component PIG-T
Exons: 8
Biological process (GO): attachment of GPI anchor to protein
Cellular component (GO): GPI-anchor transamidase complex
Source: RefSeq, a predicted model, not a curated record